This is a messenger RNA of Medioppia subpectinata, 1257 nucleotides long. NCBI's taxonomy places the organism in Eukaryota, Metazoa, Arthropoda, Arachnida, Sarcoptiformes, Oppiidae. The record is from the annotation of a GenBank genome assembly.
UCGGACCGCGUGUUUUACGAAUGGCUGCCCAACGGCUGGGAUAUCGGCGACAGUAAACGGGCCAAUGAAACGAAAGCCAAUUUGAAUACACUGUUGACUAAAUUGGUUCAAAACACCGAAGAGUUCACGAACGACGCCAAAGUGGUCGCUCUGAUUGACGAAUCAGUUCACGGAUUGUUCGGCAAAAUUGUCAAAAAGAUACUCAUUAUUACCGAUAAUAUCAGCGAUAAUAUUACCCGAAAGGAAGUACUGCCCGCCGUAUCGAUCGUACUGUCCGUCUGUUUUAUUGUCUUCAUUGGCUAUAUUAUGGCUUAUUUAGUCCGUAUAGAAGAGGAGACCAUUAAAGAGAAGUACAAACGACUCGGAAAACAGAUGCCGGGAGUGACUAAACCUAAAAAUGAUUGCAAACUAAAUAUACACGAACUCCGGGGCGAGACAUACAAUGGUUUGGUUCGGCUCCUGAAGCCCGGCUGCCGUACGAUCGUGUUAUUAGUGGACACGACAUCCAAACCCAAACUAUUGCAACAAUUCUAUCGCGCGGUCUAUCCUUACAGAAGAAAUAAGACACUGAUGUUUGCGUUCCUACACGUGGAGAAAAACCUCGAUUGGUAUCGAACAAUACUCAUGCAAACGCUGGGAGAGCACAAGCAAUUGCAGAUCAAUCCCAAGAACUGCAUCGGAACCGUUGUCUCGUUGAACGGCUUUCGUAAAUACCUUUGCGUAUAUCACGCCAAACACCCGGAGAGACGAAAGCCAAGGGAAGGCACGUCCGGCGCGUUCAUGGGCUUCGAGGAGGACUCCGACAACUCGGAGACCGAUAUCGAGUGCGGGAACCCAUCACUAGUACACCGACAGACCGGCGAUAUUGACGACGAUAUUGUAUUUGAAGAGCACCUGUUGGACGGACUGUCCAAUUGGUUGGACCGACUGUUUGAGGGCUCGACUCAACGCUAUCACAUCCAGUAUUGGCCCGAACACAUGAAAUAGUGACCACGAGUUUUUGUGGCCAUUUUUUGGCCACAAUAUUCUGGUCGCCAAACGUUUUAGUCAAUUAUAAGGCAAUUGUAUUUCGUAUAUCGAGAAAACAGUAUUUACUUAAUAUUUUCUGUAUAUUUAUUACAGAAACACAACGAUUAGUAGAAAUUAUUUAUUGAUUUUUUGAUUAUUUUACGACAAUUUUAGGCACUAUUUUAAGUUUUAACAUAAUUGUUAUCAAAGUUUUUAGUUAUUAAAUAAAUUAAUGAAUUAAAUUACGAC